This is a messenger RNA of Zootoca vivipara (common lizard), 3979 nucleotides long. RefSeq names its product ZFP36 like 2 zinc finger CCCH-type (gene ZFP36L2). The record is from RefSeq and is a predicted model, not a curated record. Lineage: Eukaryota; Metazoa; Chordata; Lepidosauria; Squamata; Lacertidae. Gene Ontology annotation, molecular function: mRNA binding; metal ion binding.
CGGCCGGGUCAGUGUUGGGUCCCUCCCCGCUGUCCUGGCGUUUAUAUAUGGGGCGUGUACGGCAGUCGCGGAGUUCCAGCACUCGAGAUAGCUGCGGCCGCCGCUUUGGCUGGGCACUCGCUUCCCCAUCUCGGUUGGGAAAUUGAUUAUAUAGACUUUUUCAGCUCUCAAGCAAUUCGCCCUUUCCUAUCCAGUCGUGGCUCACCCAAAGCUUCCGAGGAAAGUGGGAUCUUUCGGUCCUUCCUGCAUUUCCGACCAUUACAGGAUCUAGAAAUGUCUACAACACUCUUAUCUGCCUUCUACGACAUCGACUUCUUGUGCAAGACCGAGAAAUCCCUAAGCAGCAUGCUGGACAAGAAGGCGGUGGGGAGCCCCGUGGGCACUUCGCCCAGCUCCAACUUCGCGCCGGGCUUCCUGCGGAGGCAUUCGACGAGCAACCUGCAGGCUCUGACUAACGGCAACGCCAAGUUCCCGGCGGGCUCGCCGUCGCCUUCGCCCUCUUCCUUCGGCGGCCUCAAGGAGCCUGGCACCGGAGGAGGAGGCGGCGGCGGCGGAGGGAGCAGCAGCCCCACCACCGCCUUGCUGAACAAGGAGAACAAGUUCCGAGACCGCUCGUUCAGCGAGAAUGGCGAGCGCAGCCAACACCUCAUGCAGCAGCUCCAGCAGCAGCAAGUGGUGGUGGUGGCGGCUUCUUCGGUGGGGAAGGGCGGCGGCGGCGGCAAUGGCAACGGCGGAGGGGGCGGCGGCGGGGCUCCCAUCAACUCGACGCGCUACAAGACGGAGCUGUGCCGGCCCUUCGAGGAGAGCGGCGCCUGCAAGUACGGCGAGAAGUGCCAGUUCGCGCACGGCUUCCACGAGCUGCGCAGCCUGACGCGCCACCCUAAGUACAAGACGGAGCUGUGCCGCACCUUCCACACCAUCGGCUUCUGCCCCUACGGGCCGCGCUGCCACUUCAUCCACAACGCGGACGAGCGCCGCCCCGCGCCCGCCAACGGCAGCAGCGCCAACCCCGCGACGCCGCAGCACCAGCCGCCGCCCCCAACGCACAGCGGCGGCGGAGGCGGCCACCACCACCCUCUGCACCCGCCGCACGCGGGCAGCACCGGCGACCUACGCGCCUUCGCGCCCUCCGCCCGCGACCACCCGCUGGCGGGCGGCGGCUUCGGCAUCCCCCACCCUCGAGGAGGAGGAGGGGACAGGCCCAAACUGCACCACAGCCUCAGCUUUUCCGGCUUCUCGGCGCACCACCACCAGCACCACCACGGAGGGGCGCCGGGCGGCUUGGAAGCAGCGGCGGCGGCGGCCGCAGCGGCAGCCUUGCUCCUGGAGAGCCCCGGCGGGUCCCGUACGCCGCCGCCUCCGCGCUCCUCGGGCGGCUCUUACUGCGACGAGCUGGUGGCCUCCCCGCCCUGCGCCAACAACGCCUUCGCCUUCUCGGCGGGCCAGGAGCUGGGCAGCCUCAUCGCGCCGCUCGCCCUCCACGCGCCGCCGCCGCCGCCUCCCCCUCCGGCCGGCUGCUUCGCCAACGCGGCCGCCACCUUCUACCGCUGCCACCAGCAGCCGGGCGGAGGCGGCGGGGCGGGAGGAGGAGGCGGGAACUGCUGCCCGCCGCCCGGCCCUCCGGCCUCGCCUCCUUUCACCUUCCAGCCUUUGCGCCGCCUCUCCGAGUCGCCCGUUUUCGACGCCCCGCCGAGCCCUCCGGAUUCCCUGUCCGACCGGGAGAGCUACCUGAGCGGCUCCCUCAGCUCCGGCAGCCUCAGCGGCUCGGAGUCGCCCAGCCUGGACUCGGGCAGGCGCCUGCCCAUCUUCAGCCGCCUCUCCAUCUCCGACGACUGAGGAGGCCAGGAGAAAGUGGGACUUUGGGGGGCGCAGAGGGCGGGUGUCGGAAGCCUCCCUAUGGUUGUCAAUCUUCGGGGACCCCUGCUUUUUUUUUAAGGGAGGGUCCCCCGUUGGGCAAGCUACCCCCUUUCCCUCUUUAAUGCGCCCCUAUUAUUUCCCUGCCUUCUCACCAGGAGCAGAGACUGCAGCAACCUCCAGAUACUAGCCAAGCUCGCACAGACCCUUUUCUGUUUUCUCCCCCACACUUUUUUGCUUUCCUUUUUAAGCAAGAGAAAUCCUUUUGAUUGCUGAGCAAAUUCAGAGAGGAGACAGAAAAAAGAACCUUUCCCCCCUGCCCCCCCUUUUUAUCAAGAGCUGAACAAAAUGCCAGUUUGCGAAAGGGCAAAUGAUGUCAUCAAGAGAACAAUCUUUAUUUUUAUAUAUCUAAAGAGACUGGAAGGAGAGGGUUUCUCCUCCCCCCCCUCUUUUUAGACUAGUUUAUAAAUGUGCACCAGCAGCAGCAGCCAUUCCAUCUUCAAGUGUGUUUUAUGGGGAGGGGAGGAGACAAAGGGUAAUAAUAAGCAUUAGCAAACAGUUCUGCCCAAUCCUACUCCCCCAGGAAUCAACAAUCAUUCUGGAGGCCCAUGAACUCUGCAUUCCAGGUCCCUCCAGAUCGCUAUACAACAACAAAAAAUAAUUUAAAGUGAGGAGUGUGGGGUUUUUUUUGCCUUUCAAUCAAAUUUAAAGUAAAUAUACUAAAUGUAUAAGCUUUUAAAAGAAAAAUUCAACAUCCUGCCAAGAAUAUGCCUUGAUAACACUCUAGUUUUUAUAUAUAUAUCUUAUAUAUAUUAUAACAUGCUAAAACUUCCAUUCCAAAGUUUAAUAUUGGUUCCAUUGCCACCACUUAGUGGAUGUUUGGCUUAGAACAAUUUUUUGUUGCUUUAUUUGGAAGCAUUCAACUGAAUUUAGUUUGUAAUUGUUGGAGAAUAACUGCUGAUUUUUUAAUUUUUUUUUAGCUGAGUUGAUUGCGCAAGUCACUGCACAACUCAAUAUGAAACUAUUUAACUUAUUUAUUAUCUUGUGAAAAGUAUACAUUGGUAAUUUGUUCAUACUGUAUUUAUCGGGUAUGAUGAAAAGCAAUAGAUAUAUAUUCUUUUAUUAUGUUUAAAUUAUGAUUGCCAUUAUUAAUCGGCAAAAUGUGGAGUGUGUUCUUUUCACAGUAAUAUAUGCCUUUUUGUAACUUCACUUGGUUAUUUUAUUGUAAAUGAGUAAAAUUCUUAAUUUAAGAGAUUGUAUGUAAUAUUUAUUUCAUUAAUUUCUUUCCUUGUUUACGUAAAUUGAAAGAUUGCAUUGGCCUUUUUUUAUAUAGAAAUCUGACUCAAUGCUGUGGAAGUAGUUUUGAGAAAUUUCAAUGGGUUGUGUUUUUUUAGAAUGUACAAUGGUUGUAACCCGUCCAAGUUUAAACCUACUUUGCAAUCAGAAUUUAAAGUGGCAAACCUAAUUCAAACUUUUAAAAUUAACCAAAAAGUAUUCGUGUUGCCUAACUUCACCAAUCACACUGUGAUAGUUUAAAAGUAUGUAGCAAUAAAGAGGGGGGGGGGAGCCCAGUAUUACGUCCCACAGUGCCUUCAUAAGGGUCCAUGCUUGCCUUAAAUCUUCCUCAACCAAAUGAGUAUUUUCUUAAUGCUUGAGAAUUUGAAUGUAGGGCUGGGGGUUUUAACUACAUGAAAUUGUACCACUCGUGUAAGUAAGGAGGCCACAUUUGGGACCUGAACCUGCAAAUGUGUUCAGGGUCGUAUCUUUUACAGUUCCAAAACAUGAAACUUUUUGUUCGGCGAAAAAGUCAGGAGUAAUACAAAACUUUCAUGGGAGGGUGAAUGGAUGAAUGAGCAGUACCUUUUUUUAUUAUUAAAGAAAAGAAAAUGUACAUAGGUACAGGUUCGGCACUAUGUACUCUUUGGACUACUUUAACAUAAGAAGUAUGUUUUGAAUGUAACUAGAAGAUAAGUCAACUUGAGUUGUAAUAUAUUUUGGAGAGUCAGUUCACUACAAAUUUGGAGUGCGAGACUGUAAACUUUGUACUGUAAAUGUUUUGUAGUUCUCCCAAUAAAAACUCUUGAGGAAAAAAAAAUCCCAAGCUAUUAAAAGCCAAUGUCUGCAA